Molecule: messenger RNA, 1310 nt
Organism: Oncorhynchus keta (chum salmon)
Lineage: Eukaryota; Metazoa; Chordata; Actinopteri; Salmoniformes; Salmonidae
Product: kininogen-like
Exons: 7
Coding region: 116-1237 (373 amino acids)
Biological process (GO): negative regulation of endopeptidase activity; positive regulation of cytosolic calcium ion concentration; negative regulation of blood coagulation
Cellular component (GO): blood microparticle; extracellular region
Molecular function (GO): cysteine-type endopeptidase inhibitor activity
Source: RefSeq, a predicted model, not a curated record
GUCUGUGUAGGCGAAUAGACUACAGCCAAUCAUUUCAGAGUUAGGAGUCCAGUAAGGAACGAGAUCUGGUCUCACAUUUCCUUCUCUCCGGACCUGGGACAUACAUGUCUUUGUUAUGAAGCUGGGAGUGAGGCUAUGUGUGCUGGUGAUCUCUCUCCAGCUUUGGGCUCUAGGACAGAGACAGGAGCUUGAGCCAGAGCAGGUCCUUGUGUUCUGUGAUGACAAAGACGUGGAGGCAGCUGUGGACUUGGCCCUUGUCAAGUACAAUGAGAAGCUUCCUUAUGGAAAUCAACUAGCACUCUACCAGAUUCUGGAGGCCUCAACGGCUCAGAGUGACUCGGGCACUCAGUACUUUGUGGAAUUCAAUGGCAGGGUCACUGACUGUCCAGCAGGGGGAAACAAAGUCUGGAGAGACUGUGACUACCUCUCAACUGGGAACCAGGUGCCAACCCCUUGUAAUGCAACAGUCCACAUGUCAGAGACGGAUAAAGAGGUCCUGGCAGUUUUCUGUGACCCAGUUGUGGAGGCCCCUGUUGUUGCUGAACGCUCCACAUGUCUGGGGUGUCCGAGGGAGAUUGAUGUGGACAGUGAGGAUCUAAAGGCUCCUGUGACAUACUCCAUCACCAGGUUCAAUGCGGAUUCUGACUCCAGCCAUCACUUCGUCCUGAACAGUGUUGGUUUUGCUACGAGACAGGUGGUUGCUGGAUUCAGGUAUAGACUGAUGUUCGAUAUGAGGAAAAGCAAUUGCUCCAAAGCGGACCACAAAGAGCUGAACGAUGAAUGUCAUCCAGAUGCUGAAGAUGUGGAACUUGCUCACUGCAAUUCUACAGUAGAUGUGGCACCUUGGAGACAUGAGACUGCAGAAGCAAAUGUGGAAUGUGCACCAGGUCCCCUUCAGAAUUUUGAAGUCUUUAGAAGAAGGCCUCCUGGAUGGUCUCCCUUGAGGAACUUCAACAAUUUUGCCGAAGCAACUCCAGCCUCAACUGCUUCAGCCAAAGAGGAGUCUUUAGAAGACUCUCAGGAGCUCAGCCUGACUGCUGUCACCACAGCUAGCAGAGACCCAGAGCCAGCCAUGCCCCCCACCACUACUGCAGAGAGCCCUUUCCACUGCCCCUCCAAGCCCUGGACGCAUUUAGUCCCUCUAACAAUCCCCAGCCCUGCACAGGAGAAAAGCACAACACCCCCGACAGUGGUAGAGGGGUGCUUUAGUGAUUUAGACUUGCUGGGGAAAAAAUAAGUGAAUGCUGUAUAAUGCAUUUGUAUCAUAAGCACACCUGCUGAUUUGAAAUAAAAAUAAUCAUUUAAUUCUC